GUCAUGUGAUAAGUCAUGUGGUCAUGUGAUGUACACGGAAGUGCAACUCCUCUGCACCGCAGUUGUCAGUAGUUUUAGAACCGGUCUACACCGUUUACUUCUAGUAGUAUAUUCAAGUAGCCUAGGUUAGUAGUGGUAGUAAGUUCGUAUCUACUCCUCUCUGCGGUCAUGUUAUUGUUGAGUGUUGUGAGCAGUGUAUGUCUGCUCCUACUAGCGACGCUACAGGCAGAGGUGGUACAAUGUGACGCCGAAUUGAACAUAUCUACAGAUGAGAAUAUCGGACAACUCGGGAAGUAUUCGCUGCAGCUGGUGACUAACUCAUCCAACGGCACUGAGCUGACCUACGGCUUCAUCUCCUGCGGGGUGGCCGUUCUGUUUUACGGUUCUAACUUUGUCCCCGUGAAGAAAAUACCUACCGGAGACGGUCUGUUCUUCCAGUGGGUGCUGUGUGCAGCAGUCUGGAGCGUCUCUCUGGUGGUCAACAUUAUUCUGGGGUCUCCUACCUUCUGGCCUCUAGCCAUGCUGGGGGGGGCUAUCUGGGCUACAGGGAACAUCACGGUGGUCCCCAUAGUGAAAACCAUCGGUCUGGGUCUGGGCCUCCUCAUCUGGGCCUCAUUUAACCUCCUCAUGGGAUGGGCUAGCUCCAGGUUUGGCUGGUUUGGGAUCGAUGCUGAGGAAGUUUCUAAUCCAACACUCAACUACUGUGGAGCAGGAUUAUGUCUGCUCAGUGCUGUAAUCUUCUUCUUUGUGAAGAGUGAUGUUCACAGUCAGUCCUCCAGACCAGAGGAAGAGGAGCCACUACUCAUAGACGGCCGUGUUAAUGCAGAUGGCGUGACGUCGUCUGAUGACUCGUGGGUCGACACACUAAGGCCGCGGACCAAACGACUGGUUGGUUCUCUCCUAGCUGUGGUAGCUGGUUUGUUGUACGGUACAACUUUUGUUCCAGUUCUCUACAUUAAGAACCAUGCAGCACAUCAUGACAGCCGCUUCACUGGGGCAAGCCAGUUUGAUCUGGACUAUGUGUUUGCCCAGUUCAGUGGGAUAUUCCUGACCAGUACUGUCUACUUCCUGAUCUACUGCGCUGCCAUGAAGAACACACCUAGAAUCUACCCUGGAGUUAUACUACCUGGCUUCGUCUCUGGGGUGAUGUGGGGUGUUGCUACCUGCUGCUGGUUUCUGGCCAACACCUACCUGAGUGCUGUGGUCAGUUUCCCCAUAAUAACCACAGGUCCUGGUCUGAUUGCAGCACUUUGGGGAGUCGUGGUUUUUAAGGAGGUUAAGGGUUGGUGUAACUUCCUCAUCCUGGGUAUGGCGUUCUCAUUGGUUCUAGCUGGAGCCCUGCUGACAGCCUUCUCUAAGGUGUAAUACACAAACACACCUUCUCUAAGGUGUUAUGACUUUCCUCCAGACACACACUCAGGGAACCAUGGUGAAGAUGAGGAAGGUGAUGGGAUGAUGAAGAUGUUUACUGUACUCCAAUAGGGAACCGUCUUAACUUAACUGAUGCACUUUUCAACCAGUUUCUAUGGAAAUAAUUUCUAGUUAGUCUCUAAUGGAUUUCAGUCUGUAAUAUUUGAAUCUUUGAUAAAAAUCAUUUGAGAUGAAUUCUUGGAAAUAGACAAAGGGAUCAUUUUUAUAAAGUUAGUUUUUCCACUGUAGAGUUAUCUAAUGUGAUGAUAUGUGAUGAUACAGCCAGUGGAUGAGAGGGGUAGGGUUAACUGUAGAGUUAUCUAAUGUGAUGAUCUGUAAUCAGGGCCUGAAACUAACUUUUUGGUCCACCAGCCACUGUGGCAGAUUUGUAAUGUGAGCAUGCUUUGUAAUGUGAUCAUGCUUUGUA
Molecule: messenger RNA, 1837 nt
Organism: Coregonus clupeaformis (lake whitefish)
Lineage: Eukaryota; Metazoa; Chordata; Actinopteri; Salmoniformes; Salmonidae
Gene: tmem144a
Product: transmembrane protein 144a
Exons: 12
Coding region: 169-1365 (398 amino acids)
Biological process (GO): carbohydrate transmembrane transport
Cellular component (GO): membrane
Molecular function (GO): carbohydrate transmembrane transporter activity
Source: RefSeq, a predicted model, not a curated record